Molecule: messenger RNA, 2832 nt
Organism: Megalopta genalis
Lineage: Eukaryota; Metazoa; Arthropoda; Insecta; Hymenoptera; Halictidae
Gene: RanGAP
Product: Ran GTPase activating protein
Biological process (GO): activation of GTPase activity; signal transduction; nucleocytoplasmic transport
Cellular component (GO): nucleus; perinuclear region of cytoplasm; cytosol
Molecular function (GO): small GTPase binding; GTPase activator activity
Source: RefSeq, a predicted model, not a curated record
GCGUGACGCGAUCUCGAUGCAAUUUGCAAUAACACAUUACGAAUGACCUUCGAUGGUGGCUGUUAUCUGCUGCUAAAAAAGAUUAAUAUUUAUAGUACUGUUUCCUCCAAAUUAUAGAUACCGAAGAAAUACGAAGAAAAAGUUCAUCGUUGCGUAGUGCAGUUAAGUGUAACUAAAGUGAAAUAUGACUCCGUUUAAUUUAAGUGAGCUUGGAAGUCAAUUGGAGAAUGUUGCACAAAAGUAUUCCGGUGUGUGUUUUGCGAAGAAAGGGCUCAAGCUUGAUUCUGAAGAAGAUGCGGUGGAUGUUGUGAAAGCAAUACGAGAAUGCCCGAAAUUGGAAAUUUUGGAUUUAGAAGGCAACACUUUGGGGCCGCUUGCUGCUAAAGCUGUGGCUCAGAUAUUAGAGGAAAAAGGUUCUUUUCUAAAAUGUGCACACUGGAAGGAUAUGUUUACUGGUCGCUUGAAAUCAGAAAUACCAAAAGCCAUCGAGUACCUUGGCUCGAGUCUAUGUACUGCUGGAACUCGUCUAAUCGAAUUAGAUUUAAGUGACAAUGCUUUUGGACCAAUCGGAGUAAAAGGAUUAGCCUCAUUUUUGACAUCCAAUACAUGUUAUACUCUUCGCGAAUUACGACUAAAUAACAAUGGGCUAGGAACGUCUGGUGGUAGUUUGUUAGCGAAAGCAUUAUCUGAUUGCUAUGAAAAUAGCUGUAAAGCAGGAGAACCUCCUUUGGCGUUGAAAGUAUUUGUAGCAGGUAGAAACAGAUUAGAAAAUGAGGGUGCAAAAGCAUUAGCAGCAGUGUUUCAGAAAUUAACUAGUUUAGAGGAAAUUGUAAUGCCUCAAAACGGUAUUUAUCAUGAAGGCAUAGCAGCACUUGCAUGUGGAUUAUCAACAAAUUUAGGGCUGAGGAUUUUAAAUUUAAAUGAUAAUACAGUCUGUGUGAAGGGAGCAUGUGCUCUCGCUAAAGCAUUACCGAAUUUUAAAAAUUUAAUACAGCUUAAUUUAGGAGAUUGUUUGCUCAAAACACAAGGAUGCAUAGUUCUUGCAGAAGCAUUAGGAAUUGAGGGUAACCAUCCUUUAUUAGAGGAAGUCAAUUUGAGCUAUAAUGAAAUUCGGUCUGAAGGUGCUGAACCAAUAGCUAUUGCUAUGGCUGAUAAGGAUCGAUUAACAAGUCUACAAUUGGACGGAAAUUCGUUCGGAAAAAGAGGACAAUAUGUACUGAUGAAAUCGCUUACUAAUUCUAAAAGACUUUCGGCAUUGGGCUCGUUUCAAGAUGAUGAAACAUGUGAUGAAGAUGAUGAAGAUCAAGAUGAGAAUAGUGACAGUGCCAGUGAAGAAAAUGAAGAUGAUGAGGAAGAAAAGGAGGAUGCAAUUGAAAAUGGCAAUGAAACACCAGAUAAUAUUAAUAUACCAAAAGUAACUGUACCACAAUUCUUAAAAUCACCAUCAUAUGACAAAUUAUUAUUAUUACAAGGUGAAAUUGCACAAGAUUUUAUAGAUCAUGCCAAAGAGUUAUCGGAAAAUUCUGAUACAUCUCCGGAACAAAAGUUCAUUGAAGAACUCACAAGAAUGGUUAUGAAAAUAUCAUCCUUAUGUGCAUCUGGCUAUGUUGAUGUCAGAAUAAAAGCACAAAUUUUAACAGAUUCUUUGUAUGCAAUGUUAUGUUCUUGUGCGAAGGAAAAUAAUCAGAUAUCUAUUUGGAAUAAUACAUUACUGGUUAGCCUAGGUUUAAUUAAAAGUGAAAACAAACAAAGUGGAAAAAUUGAUUGGGACUUAGAUGGUUGUUUCAAAGCAUUGGAGCAGGUGAUUCACAAGGACUAUUUUUUGGAAGAUACCCGAAACACGUUAAAAUUAUUUCUGGAUAAACCAAUACAAAACAAGAAAAAAGCAGUGGAUUUGUGCCAGGACUCAAAAGAUUCGCUUCGAAAUGUCUUAAAUCGCACGCAGGAUACAUAAUAAAUAUUAAGAUACAUUGGUUUGCGAAACAUUAAUAUAAGAUAUACCUAUUUAUUGUUAAAUAUUUUGCAAGUUGUAAAACAGACGUGGUUUUAUACAACCUUAUGAAAGGAAAUGAUCAUAUAUCAUGCAAUGUAUACAGAUUAUUAAUGAUUAAGUGUUCAGUGCGAAUUUUGUAUUUUACAACAAUUGUUCACAUAACACCUAUACAUCAAUAGAUUCAAUUUAGUUACAAAAGUUUGGAAAAUAAGAUUGUUUUAUUGACGUAUCACUAAAUGUCACAUUAUAAUAAAUUGUCAAAACAAAAUCUGGUAAUAUAAGUGCAACACGUAUUUUGAUCACAUUUAUCAGUGAAGUUACAAAAAUGUUUAAACCACGUAUAUCAAAAUUAGACUAGAACGUCGAAAGUAAAUGUAGAAAUUACUUAUGCAUUUGGAAUAUGGAAAAUAGUUUAAAAUUCAUACAUAAUAAAUAACAUUCAACAGUAAAAACAAAAUCAAAUGCAUUGACAGUUCUGUGAGUUCCGCGAAUGUUUAUUAAGUGUUCAAAGAAACAGUGUAAAUAAGAUUAUUUCAUAAUUAAUUUAAAACCUCAAGCCCUACAUUAUUGUAACUCUUGAAAGUGUCACCUACCAUACAAAUUAGAACUUUGAACGAAGUUCCUAAUAAUUACACAAUUAUAAUAUCACGGAACUUUAUUUCGUUAUUUCGCGAGUAUCGUAGAUGUUGGAUGCCAUCCGGGCUGAAACAAAUCCACGGCUAAUGGCAAACAAUGCGAUGAUGGUUGGUCUUUCAUGUACACUGUUGCCUAAAAUACCAAAUAUAUAGAAUAAUAUGUAUCGAUGAAUAUAAAAUUUAUUUUUAUACGUACAAGAAACA